AAUCUAAUAAGGGUCAUAUAGAAGUUAAGAAGUACCUCAUGGAAAAGAAAAUAAUCAUGUGCUUGCUUCAUUGCUUGUCCAUAGUAAUGUGUUGCUUGUGUGGCAACUUAGUAACAGUGCAUGCAAUUGAAACACCAAAAUACACAGUGAUAAGGUCUGAAUCAGAUUUCCAAAUCAGACUCUAUUCUGAAUCCACAUGGAUGUCAGCUCUUGUUCUUCCACCAACUUCCUUCGACAACUCCACCAAAACUGGAUUCCACAGGUUGUAUGAAUACAUUCACGGUGGCAAUUUGAAUUCAUCAAAACUUGCAUUCACUGCACCGGUCUUAACCAGCAUGCCCUCAUCAGGGGAUGACUAUGUUGUGAGGAUGUAUGUAUCUGCUAGAUUUCAGGGGAAACCGCCACUGCCAAAUCAAGAGCUGAAGUUGCAGGUAGAGAAGUGGAAGGCUCAAUGCAUUGCAGUGAGGACCUUUAGUGGUUUUGCCGCAGAUGAUAACAUUUACAAAGAGAUCGAAGCUCUUAUAAACAGUGUAAAUAGACGGCGCGAAGAUGGAAGAAGUUCAGGGACAAUACAAGAUAAGGGGUCAUACACCAUUGCUCAGUACAAUGGUCCGUCUCAUAACACAGGCCGCCUGAAUGAAGUGUGGAUCAAUGUGUCUGGACUUAUUUCAGAAGGUUGUCCACCUUCUCAGUGAUUCUUUGUGUCGUUCGUAGUGCUUGGAGUUUCUUCUUGUUUCAGUGACAUUGUGUUUGGAGUCUGUUUCAGUGUUACUGUAAUUGAGUAUCUUGCUCUUUUUAGUAUUUUCUGUCAAUGCGAAUAAUGCAAAUAAUGCUCGUGAAGAAAA
Molecule: messenger RNA, 845 nt
Organism: Arachis duranensis
Lineage: Eukaryota; Viridiplantae; Streptophyta; Magnoliopsida; Fabales; Fabaceae
Exons: 2
Coding region: 39-695 (218 amino acids)
Source: RefSeq, a predicted model, not a curated record